Messenger RNA from Paramisgurnus dabryanus, 1537 nucleotides. Its product is annotated as apoptosis regulator BAX-like. Gene Ontology annotation, molecular function: channel activity; BH domain binding. Gene Ontology annotation, biological process: mitochondrial fusion; extrinsic apoptotic signaling pathway in absence of ligand; release of cytochrome c from mitochondria. The record is from RefSeq and is a predicted model, not a curated record. NCBI's taxonomy places the organism in Eukaryota, Metazoa, Chordata, Actinopteri, Cypriniformes, Cobitidae. Gene Ontology annotation, cellular component: mitochondrial outer membrane.
AGGCAAAAAAUGUUUUCACUUUCACUAAUGUAGCUCAGACUACGAUCGACGCCAGCAGUGUCCGACAACACUCCAAUAUUCUUUCUGUUACAGACGAAAAUCUUGUUGAACCUCUAGGAGAUUGUUUUUAUGCUGUUAAUAGACUAUUAAGAUCUUUUGAUGUACGUGUAGUCCGAGUUGAUCUAUUUGGAAAGCGGGUCAUCGACCAAGAUCAAGACCAGGAAAGAUGGCUUCAGAUUAUCAGAUUGGAGAAGCACUCUUAAUAGGUUUCUAUAAAGGUACAGAACUUACCUGAAGGGUGGUAAGACAUCAGGUAAUGAGCGUGGCAACAAAAGGAAACGCAGCUCCCGUAUCUCUUCCUGAAGCUCCGGCAAUAAGCAACAGCUAUGACCAGAAGCUUGUUGAGCAGCUGGCAGAGACCAUCAGAGUGAUCGGUGACAAACUUGAUCAGGAUACAGAAUUUAAUGAUGCAUUUGAUGGUUUAGUUAAAGUGUGUGAUAAAAGCAGUUUCUGGAAAAUUGUGGAGAAAGUUUUCAAGGAUGAUCAGAUCAACUGGGGAAGAAUUGUAGUGCUGUUCUAUGCAGUUGGAAAACUGGCUGCAAAGAUGGUCAUGGCAUGCCUGCCCUGUAUUGUUACUGAUAUUCUGGCCUUAAGUCUUGAUUACUUCAAGAAAUAUCUGUUGGAUUGGAUUAGCAAAAUGGGAGGAUGGGUUAAAAGUAUCCCUGAACUGGCCCAUUUCGCUAUAGAGCGAUUUUCUAGUACUUCACAGAAAAAAUAUUAUUUCAUUUUUGGAGCUGUGCUGACCUUCACAAGUGGUGCACUGUUAGGAGCUUUCAUUUUCUGGAGACUUCACAAAAGCAGCUAAGAUGAAGAGAAUGGAGCACCCACAACUGAAAUGGCAACUCUUUAAGACCUCAUUGUUGAACGUUAAUGAUGACAAGAUUAUAUGCAGGGUGAUUUUGCAAUAUGCAUCUUUUACUAGAACAUUUAUUAUAACAUUCCUUUUAUUUUUAUAUGUAUGCAUAUUCAUUUUUGUAAAAGAUAUUUAUUCUGGUUACGAUUAUUACAUUAAAGAAUAAUACCUCUUUAUUCUGACUCAGGACGGUUCUAGAAAGUUAAACUUUAACUUGUGAUGUCAUAAAUCAUAGAUUUUUUGCAAAAGAAAAUUGUUUUGUCAACCCCCUGGUGUAUUUAAUGCAUAUGAUCACUUAUUAAGAAAAUUAAUCCACAGAAAUGUUUUUGCCUUGUUUUUUUUUUGUCUAUUCGCCCUGAAAUGUUCUGGGCCUUUAAGAUACAGGGUCAAUUAUGUACUUCGUAAUAUCAUUUUCUUUGUAUGGAAUGGAUGAGGAUGUAUGAUCUCAUUACUGCUUAUUGUUAAUGAAUUAAAACUUGAACCUAUCUUUUUAAAUUCAGUAUAAAUAGUAGCCUAUUCAUGAAUAAUUUUCUUAUCAAAAUAUGGUAGGCUAUAACAUAUCUAAGAAUAUUAUUUUUUUUGUGCAUCAGGUUUUUGCAAUAAAGUAUACUUUUGGUAAAUAUU